AUGAGCAUAAGUAUAUAUUUGAUCGAAAACUCUAAAUUAGAUAUCAUUCAUCGUUUUGCAGAUGAUGAAAUCACCCGCCCUGGACCGGUUACUGGGAUGGAGUCAGCUUCAGUCCCAGUACAACCAUCAGUUUCACUGACAAACAAUGCACAGAGAAUUAGACUAAGACGUCCACCAAAUGUCCGAUUAGAUGAUGAAGAUACUCAUUCUGCAACUGUUCCUGUAGUGGACUUUACUUCGGUUCAAAUGAAUUUAUCAAGAUCAUCAAGAACUAGACCGAGACGUCCACCGUUUAUACGAAUUCCUCGAUUAGAUGUUGAAGAGACUCUUCCUGAUCCUAUCAAUAGAAUAGAAUUAACUCCAACACAAAUUAAUUUAACAAGUUCUCCGGCCAGCAGUGAGCCGAGAACUAGACCGAGACGUCCUCCAUUUGCUCCAUUUGUUCCUCGAUCAGAUGAUGAAGAGACUGCAUCUUACAUUACAAUGGAUUUUUCUACAUUUCGAAUGCGUUCUCCAAUUAACAGUUCACCAAGAACCAGACCAAGACGUCCACCAUUCCCUGGUUUGACUGAAUUGAGAUCGCAAAAUGAUACAGGAUCGCAACAUUUGAGUAACUCAAUUGAUACAAAUUCUGGAGACAUUCUACUGGCAGAAACUGGACAUUCAUUAGAUGAAGAUAAUAUGCAGAGCGCAUUUCAUCGAAAAUUGGCUGAUGAAAACAGUGAAAAAAAUGAUUUUACGUACAAAAAACAAUUUGAUGAAAUUAUAAAAAAUGUUGAUUCAGAACUGCGGUGUAAUAUAUGUUUCGACAUUUUUACUAAACCAACUGUUCUGAACUGUACGCACAUGUUUUGUUUUCGAUGUAUUGAAACAUGGACCGAGAAUGUUAACAGAUGUCCACUAUGUCGAAAACCAGUAACUAAUAAAACGUAUUGUUUACCACUUGAUAUAUUUUUGAAGAAAAUUACUCCUUGUUUACCAAAUUAAACAAG
Messenger RNA from Sipha flava (yellow sugarcane aphid), 992 nucleotides. RefSeq lists its product as uncharacterized. The coding region runs from base 1 to 987 and encodes 328 amino acids. Lineage: Eukaryota; Metazoa; Arthropoda; Insecta; Hemiptera; Aphididae. The transcript has 7 exons. Gene Ontology annotation, molecular function: ubiquitin protein ligase activity. Gene Ontology annotation, biological process: proteasome-mediated ubiquitin-dependent protein catabolic process. The record is from RefSeq and is a predicted model, not a curated record.